UCGGGCUUAUUUCACUGCAACACCUUGCUCCAGCCAAUAGUCCAGUGACGCUCUGCUCAAACGACGAUGGCGGAUGACACAGAGGAUGUGGAGCUGGACUUUGCUGAUGACGAGCAGGAGAGGGCGCGGAGAGGCGCAGUCAUGAGACAUCCCCUGGCCUCCUUCUUCCACCUGUUCUUCCGAGUGGUCGCCAUCAUUGUCUAUGUGCUCUGUGACUGGAUCAGUAAGAACUUUGCAUCAUGUUUUGUGCUGAUCAUCACUCUGCUUUCCUUUGACUUUUGGUCAGUCAAGAAUGUGAGUGGCAGACUGUUGGUGGGACUGCGCUGGUGGAAUCAAAUCGAUGAAGAGGGACGGAGCCUCUGGGUGUUUGAGGCCAAAAAAACUCCCAGCGGCAACACUGGGACAGAGGCAGAGGAGAGGAUAUUUUGGCUGGGUUUAAUCGUCUGUCCUCUCAUUUGGACAUUCUUCUUCUUCACCUCCCUCUUCGACUUGAAGAUUAAAUGGCUGUGUCUUGUUGUGGCCAGCAUUUCCCUCCAAGUGGCGAACCUCUAUGGAUAUCUACGCUGCAAAUCAGCGGGACAAGAUGGCCGGCCUCCAGCCUCCCACUCUUUCCCAGGACAGCACCUCCUGCAGCGUCCGGACAUCAUCUUUGGAAUCCUAUGAUGACUGCCGCUGCUAUCACAGCCUGUGUGUGUGUGUGUGUGUGUGUGUGUGACAGACUGCAUCUACUUGAAUGGCCAUGUGCCUUUGUCUCCUGCUGCUGACUGACUGCUCACAUGUUGUCCAUGAUUCAGUCCAUGUCUGUUGUGUCAAUAAAAGAGAAGUGCAUUUUA
This is a messenger RNA of Solea senegalensis (Senegalese sole), 833 nucleotides long. Its product is annotated as Golgi apparatus membrane protein TVP23 homolog A-like. The record is from RefSeq and is a predicted model, not a curated record. Gene Ontology annotation, cellular component: Golgi membrane. The transcript has 7 exons. Gene Ontology annotation, biological process: vesicle-mediated transport; protein secretion. NCBI's taxonomy places the organism in Eukaryota, Metazoa, Chordata, Actinopteri, Pleuronectiformes, Soleidae. The coding region runs from base 67 to 663 and encodes 198 amino acids.